Molecule: messenger RNA, 3223 nt
Organism: Polistes canadensis
Lineage: Eukaryota; Metazoa; Arthropoda; Insecta; Hymenoptera; Vespidae
Product: glutamic acid-rich protein-like
Exons: 5
Coding region: 911-2875 (654 amino acids)
Source: RefSeq, a predicted model, not a curated record
UCUUUUUAUCGUUUAUAUUUCUUAAUGAAAAUAAGAGUAUUGUAUCGAAGCAUUUUUCUCCUUUAUAAGUAGAUAUUUACCUACUACGAUGAUUUCACUGCAGAUGAUUUCACUGCAAAUGAUUUCACCGCAAAUGAUUUCACUGCAAAUGAUUUCAAUCAAAAUAGAAAAAAUAAUAUAUUCGAUAAAAAUUCACACGUCCAGUCUCGAUCAGUAUCGAAACUCGAAUUCGUAGGCGGUUAACUCUAUUCAAUGAUCGAUCGUUAUUUUAUUACGAGAACUUGUGUAAUUAAAUGAUUGAGUCUCUGUUUGCCGACUGACUAGCAGAUUAUAAAUUUUGAUCACGUUCGCGUUUAUUUGUCCUGCACAACGUAGAACGAAUUGCUCCUGAACGGUUCGUGUUUAACAAUAAUUAUGUUCCCCGAUCGAUAACGUUCAUAUGUAUAUUACGUUUGCAAUAUUAUACUACGAUAUAUACUUCCUAACUAAUUUUUCAAGCUUAAAAAUAAAAGAAUAAAUAAAACAAAAGAAGCGAAAUCAAACUAAAUAUCGAAAACACGAACUUCACGUUCGUCGAAAAAUCAUUCAAAACUUUUCGUUUAAACUAUUUCCUUGUAAAAUAUAAAAACCAAAUUUUUCGAGCAACAAAAUGAAUUGACCAAUUUGUUUUUCCUACCACAUCAACGCAAAUUUAAUUAAAUCUGAUUCAAAAGAGAAAGAAAACAAAAGUAAAAAAGUUAACAAAAAAAUGGAACACAAUUGAAAAUUUUGGUCCGUUUAAACGAUGUAGAAAAAGUCGAUAAAAUGAAGUUUCACGAUCUAUCGCACAAAGGAAAAUUAUAAAUGGAAAGGAGAUAAAAAAAGUUAUAACAUACAAGCGAGCACACAGACGUCAAAUUUAUAAUCAGGUAUGGAUAUGAACGAUGACGAUCCGGAGGACGUGAAACGUGCACUCUCGAUAGAGAAAGAAAUAAAUAAAGGUAAAAGAGAUGACAAAUUUGAGGGAUAUCCACGUUUUGAGAAGAAUAAGGAAAGAUGGUUACGCUGCGUCAAACCAUCGGCAAAAAAGAAAGCCCAAAAAUCUACGGCGGAGAGUGAAUGUUGUGAGAGAAUAAAAACCUCGGCGGGGGCGGCGGCAGCAAUGAAGGAGAAAAAGCAAGUAACAGUGAUGAUUUACGGUAAACCCUGCAUUUUCCCAAAACUGGACAUCAUUCCGAGACAUUGUCUGUCGAAGAAAGAAUACAUCGACGUGCUAGCGACUCCGAGUCGUAGAUGUCCACCAGCGUGUCUGCAAGAGACAGUGAUAAGAAAAUUAAAGCCAGUUUCUCAAAGAAUCAAAGAAUUAGCUCGACCAACAAAACACCGUAUGUUGAUGACCCUGCAAGAGGGUGCUUCCAGAUUGAAACCCGAAUUCGUGGACAAUUUAAUCAAAUCUUUGGAGGGUGAAACUUGUCUAACGCCAGAGCAAGCAGCGAAAGCGUUUCGCAAUAAAAAACGUAAAAGAAUAUCUCAGAGACGAAAAAAGGAACGUAAGUUUAACCGUUAUACGCGAAAAGCUAAGAAAUCAGGUACACUUAGUGCAACGAUAUUGGAUAAGGAUGCUGUAACUUGUCAAUAUAUGAUGGCCGAACGUUUUGUGAAGAGUAUUCUUGAUUGGAGAUGUCCAAUACCAAAAGAAGAAUACGAGGAUAUAGCCAAUGUGAUAAUCAAGAGAUUGAGUUACGCUCUCGAAUAUACGCCAUUAGAUGAGAGCGAUCGUAAAUCGCAACAGAUGCGUUUCCUCGCGGACGUUGUAGCUUGUUGGAUAUCCGGAGUGCUUUUCGAAGUUGCGGAAGAUCGUAAGAAGGAAUUGGAACAAGUAUGCGAGAAGAAACGAAAGGAGGAGGAGGAGGAGGAGGAGGAGGGGGAUGAAGAUGAGGAAGAUGACCAGGAAGAAGACGAGGAAGAAGACGAGGAAGAAGACGAGGAAGACGACGAGGAAGAAGAAGAAGAAAAGGAAGAAGAGGGGACUGAUAAGGAAGCCCAAGAAAGGGUUCAGCAGGAAGAAAGAAGGAAAAUGGAGGAGGAAGAAGAAGCAACAUUAGAAAGUGAACGACAGCAACAGGAAGAAAAAGAAAGAAUUGAGGAAGAAGCAAGGAUACAGAAAGAGAUGGAAAAAGAAGAAGAAGAUAAGGAAAAAGAAGAAAGAAGAAAGAAAGAUGAGGAAGAAGAGAAAGGAAAGAAAGAAAUAAAGUCUACAGCAACGGUUGGGGAUUACGGCGAUCUCUUCUCUACCGACGUACCGUUCGUGACCUUUAGUAAAGUGAUCGACGUUCUUUAUGCUAUGUUAGAAUCCAUGGCAGAAAGUAAAGGCGUUGAUCUGAUUCGCGAUCGUAUUCAAGCCGCGAUCUAUGAUAAGUUUCGAACCGUUAUAGAAAGGGAAGAUCCGAAAGCAUUGAACGAACAUAUGAAAGAUGUCUUGAUCGUUUUGGCUGGAAAAAUAGCAAAUUGGAUGAAAAAUAUUCUUACAGAGUCGCAAAUUAUUUUCCUCGACAGAUAUCCAGCUGAAGUUGAAUCCAUCGAAAUUAGGGAUUGGUCGAAAUGGCUGACUUAUGUAAGCGAUACCGCCGACAAUUGGGCUACCUGGCUUCGCAAGGUUCUCCAGGAAGCUGAAGGUAUUAACGAAGAGGGAAUAACCCGAGGCGAUUGGCAAGACUGGACGAAAUCCGUCGACGUUGAUGCUCUCCUUUGGAGACGCUUUCAUCUACAAACCAUUCACCAGGCUCAUAGAAACGUCACGUUGAUGGCGCAGAGAGAAGUCGUUAAGACUGGGACCAAGACAAUGAACUUCACCGAGAAAGAAAUACGGAACGCCGAUCUUCAAAUUGUCGCUUGAUUACCAAAAACUAAAUUUCACUAAACUUCUUCCACACUAACUUUCUGGAACGAUCUAGAAACGAUCGUGAUACGAGAUCAAUUUCAUUUAAUAUUUGUCUGUUUUUUUUUAGACUUCAAUUGAAAACAACUUCUCUACGUUUUCUAUCGUGAUUUUCUAUUUGCUAAACGAAUAAAUUCUGUUUCUUUUUUUUCCACGAUACAUAUUAAAAAGUAUAUGAUAUAUAUGGCAUAAGUAUUCGUUAAACGUGUACACGAUCAACGUUAUUUCCGGAUUUUCUCUUUAACAUAUGUACGUACGUUCGUAUAAGUAUACGAUAGAUUCAAAGGUCUUUUAUUCAAAGUUGGA